Molecule: messenger RNA, 1432 nt
Organism: Leptonychotes weddellii (Weddell seal)
Lineage: Eukaryota; Metazoa; Chordata; Mammalia; Carnivora; Phocidae
Source: RefSeq, a predicted model, not a curated record
AUGAAACUGCCUACUCAUCACGGCAUUCUCUCCUUAGACGUGAUUCUUACAUGUCUUGGCUCCAAAUGGGAACUCCACCAGCCCCAGCUUUUCCAGUCCAAGACCUUGGCCAAGCUCUACCUGCUGGCACUGGCCCAGGGCACCACAAGCCCCACAAAGGAACUGGAGAGGCUUCUGCGAGCUCAGUUGCGUGGGAAUGUCAAGGAAAGACCCCCCAUAAAGAAGAUGAUCAUUUCCUUGAAGAUCAAUGACCCCCUGGUCACUAAAGUUGCCUUCGCCACGGCCCUGAAGAGCCUCUACCUGAGCGAGGUGGAGGUAGACAUGGAUGACGUGCUGGGCUUGUUGGCUUCCGCACACAUCCUCCAGUUCAACAGCCUGUUUCAAAGGUGUGUGGUCAUGAUGAUGAACGGACUCAUGCCAAGCACCAUCAAGAACUUCUACCUGGCCGGCUGUAAGUACAAGGAAGAGCCGCUCACCACUGCCUGCGAGAAGUGGCUGGAAAUGAACUUGGUCCCUCUGGUGGGGACACAGAUCCACCUCCGGAAAAUCCCACAGGAGCUGCUCCACAAAGUGCUGCGGUCCCCCAGGUUGUUCACUUUUAACGAGUUUCAUCUUCUGAAAACGCUACUUUUGUGGGUCUUCUUGCAACUGAACCACAAAGUCCAGACGGUUCCGGUGCAUGAAACUGUGCUGGCAUUUUUUAACAGCUUCCCCAAGAAGUAUUCCUUUCUGGAUCAGGACACAGGACAGAGCUUGGUGCCGCUCUUCCUUUGCCUGCGUCUGCACGGCAUCAUUAGAGGCAAAAAUCUGGAGGAGUUAAGGCACAUUAAUUUCUUCCCAGAGUCCUGGCUGAUCCGGGUUACAGCCAACCAUUACCACGCACUGGAGAGUGGGGGCGACAUGGUCCAUGUGAAAGAUUUUACCACCCAAGCUAUGAGAUUCGGACUGCUCUUUAACCAGGAGUAUACAACGCAUUCAGAAAUGAUUGCCAUAUAUGGAUUCUUCUUUGAGAUAAAGGGGAUCAAACAUGAUACUACCUCUUAUAGUUUUUACAUGCAGAGAGUAAGGCACACUGACUCGGCGUUCCCGUCCUUGCUCUGUGAACAUGGCCCCGUUAGCCUGAGAGCGGAGCGCUUGGUGAGGUACGAGAUCAGAGCCCAGACCCUGGUGGACGGCAAGUGGCAGGAGUUCAGGACCAACCAGAUCACCCAGAAGUUUGGGUUCGUCAAGCCAUCCUGCAAAAGCCAUGCCUUGAAAGUCCAAACUGUGGGCAUCCCAAUCUAUGCAAGUUUUUCAUUCAUCUUCCCAAUAUCUUGACAGUUUCCAGAAGAAUCUACGGGAUUUCUUUUCUUCCACCAGUCUGCAUAAAAGAAAAUAAAAUGACAUUGAAGGGACCGCUCAAGCAUUCAGCUGACUUUCCUAGUUGGCCAUG